Molecule: messenger RNA, 171 nt
Organism: Prorocentrum cordatum
Lineage: Eukaryota; Dinophyceae; Prorocentrales; Prorocentraceae
Source: the annotation of a GenBank genome assembly
GGCCCAGACCAGUCCGGCCUUGACGAGGUGCACCUCUUCAACGAGAUCUUCUCUAUGCUGAGUGGUAUGGAGGCCGACUUGACGGCUGCCGACCCGACGGGCUUCAAGCGCGAGCUGGAAGAGUUGACCAAGAAGUUCUUGGAGUCCCACAGCGCUGACCAGUGCCAAGCG